UUAAUCCUGUGGAAAGAAUCAUGAGUACACUUAACAUUGCAUUAUAAAAUGCAGCACUUGCCAGAUCAGAAUGUACUUCAGAUAUGGAACAAGUUCUCAGGUCUGUAAAUUCUAUGGCUGAAAUUAGAAAGAAAGCAGAAAGAGUACCAAAUCUAAAAGGAGAAUGGCUUGAAUCACUUGGACCCAUCAUUGAAGUUCUACAAAACCGUACUGAAAGAUUGGAAUUAAAAGGCCAACCAUUCAAAUGUCAUAAAGCAUCUUCUGAUGAGAAUGUUUUUGAGUUUGAAUCACAAGUACAUAAUAUAGACGCAGCUAUAGAAAUUGGGAAAUAUCAGAUGAAGGAUCUAGCCCAAAAAGCAGAUUACCAGAAAUUUUUGGCCACACAUUGUCUACAGCGAAACUACAUUUUCCAAAUACGUAAAUGUGGGAAUGCAGAAUGCUGUAGACCAAGGCGGUGUCAGCAACAGGAGUUUCCACCAUAACCUGAUCCUGUGUUAUCACAU
This is a messenger RNA of Mytilus trossulus (common blue mussel), 503 nucleotides long. RefSeq lists its product as uncharacterized. Lineage: Eukaryota; Metazoa; Mollusca; Bivalvia; Mytilida; Mytilidae. The record is from RefSeq and is a predicted model, not a curated record. The coding region runs from base 84 to 482 and encodes 132 amino acids. The transcript has 2 exons.